GGAUCUUGCACUGGUGAAAAACCUUGGAAUUUUGCGUUAUGUGAGAUAUUUAAGACAAACAGUGUCUGUUUCUAACUUCUUUUGCCCAUAUCUUCGUUAAAGGUGAAAUGAGAGCAUGAGGUUUACUAGACUUUUCCCGUGUAACGGACUUUGGACACACCCAGUGAAAGAGUCGUGUAGCAGAAGGAGCAAUAUACCUGUACGAUGUCUAUUCCAACAAUCAGAGACUACUGCGGGGCAUUCAUUUCAAGAUCCGAGAAUAAGAAUGACUCCCAAACUGAUCCGAAUGGCAAGAUUUACCAAAAAAUUAAGCUGGACAGAAGAACCUCCUCAAUUCAUAACGCGCAGUGAGCACCUUGCUAUGAGGACUAUUUCAAGGAUAAAGGUCAAUGUCAUUGGUGUCGUCUUCAUGAUCUGUCUUGCUUUGUCGAUUAUCAGGAAAGGGAGAGAAAUCAAGAAGAGGGGACGAACAUUGAGUGGCUGCAGUCAAGAGCAAGUAGAUACACUAAGACUUAAACAUUUACUGGAACAGAAGCGGGUGAGAGAAGCUGCUGCAGAGACCAGUAAAGCCUAGGGAACCAGUUAUUUUACAAUAUUUUAUUUCUGUUUGUAGAGGGAGAAAAGACUGAAUACAUGUAUAGCACAGCUCUGAUUAUGUAAAUAUAAACAGUGAAUUUAAUAUAUUUUGCCAAGAAUU
Saccostrea echinata is the source of this 697-nucleotide messenger RNA. RefSeq lists its product as uncharacterized. The transcript has 4 exons. NCBI's taxonomy places the organism in Eukaryota, Metazoa, Mollusca, Bivalvia, Ostreida, Ostreidae. The record is from RefSeq and is a predicted model, not a curated record. Bases 116 to 574 code for a protein of 152 amino acids.